ACGACAAUCCAUCGACGACUAAGAUAAUGAUGUUGUUAUCGUUUGUCCAUCUAGGUGUUUAAAAUGGCAGGUUGGCGGUGAACUCGUCUCAUCUCCCUGGAGACGGCAACAUUACAAGCGCAAGGACUUCCAGCGGCGAGCAAUCCCGAUCAAAGUCGUCAUGCAGUGCCGAAAUUUUUCGAAACGCCGAAUACAAUGAUCCUGAGUCGUCGAGAUGGCAUCAUCGCUGGUGUCGUCACCUUCAUUGCUUGGGGAUACACGGUUCACUGGGCUCCAACACUUCGCUGGACUCCGCAUGCUUUCGUCGCUGGCUUCGCUCUAGCAAUCGGCGGAUUUAUCGCGAUAAUUCUGCUCACCUCGAGAGGAAUAUCAUAUCCGCGGAAAAUCUCGAGGUACAGGACGACCCAUGUCGCGUUCGUCACUUCAAAACUAUGGGCGGCAGAAGUGGCAGCGUUGAAGCUCAGAUCCGCGUACAAACGAAAACCCUUAUAUCCAUCAUCCUUUGUGAUAUCCGAUGGGAUUGACAGCCUAUUGGAUCUGGUACUGCGCGACUUCGUCACCUCCUGGUAUGGGAGUAUCAGCAAGGAUCCCUCUUUUAUAAAUGAAGUGGACCGCGCCACAUGUGCUGCUUUGGUAAACAUCAGGGAUAGACUCUUCUCCAUAGAUCUUGUCGAGGUCGCUAUCUCGCGGUUCGUGCCGAUUAUAACGGCGCAUUUCAAGGAUUUUUGUGAAGCGGAGCGUACUGUACGAGGCAAAUAUCUCAAUCGGAAUGUGACAGAGUCUGAAGAGCUUGAUCUAGCAAUAGCUGCCAGGUAUCGAAAUGGCAAUCUUCACCCGGCAGCAACUCUCUUGUUUUCAAAUACGCAGCUGGCACAACAACAACACUUGCGAAAAGUCGUCGAGACAAUCUUACCACAAGUGAUGCCAGAAGAAAUGAUUCGAAGUCGUUCUGUAUUCGUACUGAUCAGGGAAAUUGUCGCGUGCGCACUGCUGCUUCCAAUCAUGCAAAUGCUGUCGGAGCCAGAUACUUGGAAUCAAAUGAUGGAAGCAUACGGCCGGACUAUGUUGCAGGACCGGAAAACGGUGCGGAGGCUGCGCGCCGCGCUAGAUGAGCAUGCUUCUCCUACACCCAAAUCCAAGAUGGCUACUGCCUUCCCUAGAUUAGCGCCUCGCGAUAACGAACGGAAGUUUGAGAAAUUUAUUCGGGCUAUCCGGCAGUGUCACAAUUUAUCGGAUGCGCGACGCUUCAGAAGUGAGAUUUCCCGCCAGCUGAAGCGCGAAUCCCUGGUUGAGGGUCAGGACUUGGUUUAUAUCAGGCGUCUGGAGACUGGGAAGAGACUGUUAGAUCAAAAAGUAACCCAGCUGUCUGCGGGAACGGGAUCAGCUGGGCCAGCAGCUCGGCCAGGUCUGAGAAAGACUCUCACUACUUCUCGUCUGGAAAGCGCAUCACUUGUGGAAGUGUUACGCGACGCGGCUGGGUGCUCAUAUUUCAUGGAAUACAUGGACCGGCAACGCUUAAUGAGCCUUGUGCAAUUCUGGGUCGUGGUUGACGGCCUCCGAAACCCUUUAGAAGACGAUCUCUUGGAAUCUUCUGAUACCUCGAACAACCCCCAGAGCUGGUCUGAUACCGAUAGAAGUGACCUGGCCCUCAUUAAUGAGGGAUAUUUAUCCCGACCGGAGUUGAAGGUCCCCGACUAUACGAGAGAGGUCGUACGAAAAUUCCUUGCUGCUGGACGCCGUGCCACUCUUUCUCAGUACCAGGAUGCUCGUGGGGCUGUCCUUCGCGCGCAAACAGCAGUCCUUGAAGACAUGGAGCGUCGUCAUUUUCCAAAUUUCAGGAAGUCAGAUCUUUACUACAAAUAUCUGACAUCAGACGAAUCCUCAACCCCUCUAGCGAUUUCUACCCCCGCGCGUUUACCCAGUCCUCCACCUCGAACCUCAACGCGGAUGUCGGGAGCCAAGUAUUCAGCACUGGCCAAUGUCCCGCCCAGGAUGAAUAGCAAGGGCUCAGAGCUUCAACGCCAGGCACUCUCAUCAACAGAUUUAACAGCUAUCGCAAGGCUGUCGGAGGAGCUGGCUCCUCCGCGGCGUUCACUCGAAAGUACAGCUUCUUCGCCUCUAUUUGACGAUGAUUAUGACAAUGACCCUCUUGCUCGUUCAAGAAGCAGCUUCGAAAGAGAAGCGGGAACGAAAGAUUCAGGUGCUGGUGCCAAUGAAAAGGUGGUCGAAGCUAUGGAGGCUGCACUGAAUGACAUUAUGGAGCAGCGUCCAAGCUUGGAAGAUUCUCGCGGAUCUUUAUUUGAUCCUCCGCCAGCUAAUGCGCCUUUGUUUCAAGAUAACGAUAGCCUGGAUAGUGUAACCGUAGCACCUACUGGUCCGAGAAAAGACAAGAACAGACCAAACAUAUCCUCCUUAGGGCUUGUGAGCGAACCGUCACGAUUCGGGGUUUUCUCCGAGGAUGAUCUCUUUCCUGAGGAAGGCAAUUUUCUGUCAGACGAGUAUGAGGAGCCUGAGGAGUCUGAUAAUGAGAAAUCUUUGGAGGAAGAGAUCCAACAAGCUGCGCCAGGAGAUCUUGGCUUGACAGAGGCUAUCACUGCACUUUCCUCGGACAUUGAAAAGCUUACAUCUCAAGAUUCAAUCAUUGAUUCAUUGUUGCGCAAGGCUGAACUUACUAACAAUAAUGCUGAGCUGCGAAUUCUGCGGAAAUCAAGGGCCAGUUUGGAACGCGAGAUACAGCGCAAAACUCUUCAAAGGCAGCAGUACAUUGUUCAGGAAAGCGAUAAUAGUCUAUAUGGUCGCUCGGGCGUGGAAAUUAAAUCAGUGGUAGUUGGUACGGAUGACGAAGGGAAAGAAUAUGCUCUCUAUGUUAUUGAAGUUCAUCGCGAUGCUGGAGAAAAGAUGCCAGCAGCUACUUGGGCCAUUGCACGACGCUAUAGCGAGUUUCACAGCCUUCACCAAAGGCUCCGGGCAAAGUACCCUUCUGUUCGACAACUCGACUUCCCGAGACGGCGGGUGGUGAUGAAGCUACAGAGAGACUUCCUCCACAAGCGGCGGCUCUCUCUUCAGCAUUAUCUCAGAGAACUGCUGCAGUUGCCAGAUGUUUGCAGCAGCAGGGAUCUGCGGGCCUUCCUGUCACAGCAGGCGAUCAUUCCCACCGAUGGUGAAGGUCAAGAAGCUCAAAAGGGUGACAUUGUCACCAGAAUUUACAAUUCCGUUGCAGACGGCAUGGAAGACUUUCUUGGCAACAUACCAGUGCUAGAUCAGCUGUCACUUGCGGGCCAAAAUCUAGUCAGCGCCGCAACGACACAACUUAGUCAAACAAGUUCGGCAGUUUCCGGGGAUCCAGUUGCCGCCGAAGAAGCCGAGAAGGAAAUGAACGCCUUUGAGAAUCGAGAAAUCGUGCCAUUUGUCAAGCCUAUAUGCGACAUUUUUCUUGAGAUUUUUGAGCUCAAUAAAGGAAACAACUGGCUUCGUGGCCGCGCUGUGGUUGUUGUGCUUCAUCAGUUGCUUGGGGGAACUAUCGAAAAGAAAGUCCGAGAAAAUGUGCAGACACUUUUACAAGAAGAGGCAAUCCUCAGAUAUAUAAACCUGGUCAAGGAUACCAUGUGGCCUGGUGGGGAAAUGCGCAAGGGAAAUCAAGCUCGCUCUUCAGCAGAGAAGACGAGAAGCAAACUGGGAGCCAGUCUCAUGCUCGCAAGUUUAGUCCCCGAUCUUGCGGGAAACGUUGUGGGUCGGACGAAUGCGCAAGCAGCAAGUAGGAAAAUAUUUGCUACAUUAAAUAAUCACAGACUAAACACUCAUCUUGCGUUUACUUUGUUCGAUGAGAUUGUAAAGAUAAUUUUUGGUGACAUGAUGAGUCUCCGGUAAAGCGAUUGUAGACUAUUUGGCAUCAAUAAUGAUUUAUGAGAGCAUGAAUCUUGCAAAACUGGCGUUGGUUUGACAUUUGUCCAUUAAUCAAAUAUUAAUGCUAAUUCAAUCGAAGCAAAUAUCACGC
Xylona heveae TC161 is the source of this 3994-nucleotide messenger RNA. RefSeq lists its product as hypothetical. Gene Ontology annotation, molecular function: phosphatidylinositol binding. Gene Ontology annotation, cellular component: intracellular membrane-bounded organelle. NCBI's taxonomy places the organism in Eukaryota, Fungi, Ascomycota, Xylonomycetes, Xylonales, Xylonaceae. The record is from RefSeq and is a predicted model, not a curated record. The transcript has 5 exons. The coding region runs from base 196 to 3867 and encodes 1223 amino acids.